Parasteatoda tepidariorum (common house spider) is the source of this 1907-nucleotide messenger RNA. RefSeq names its product pancreatic lipase-related protein 2. Gene Ontology annotation, molecular function: lipase activity. Gene Ontology annotation, biological process: lipid catabolic process. The record is from RefSeq and is a predicted model, not a curated record. Lineage: Eukaryota; Metazoa; Arthropoda; Arachnida; Araneae; Theridiidae.
UUCGCUUUUGUUAAAAGUAGGAUAAAUGGAAGAUCAAACUUUCGGACCUACGGAACCGUUACCUAAUAUGAAUAAUAAAUGCCAAUCGUUAUCAGAAUAUUAUUUAGCGUAUAAAUGAUUGCUCGUGUGCGUAAAAUAUGUCUGUUUUUGCUCGUGUCCCAUUGUCGGGUUAAGUAGUUGAAAUUAAUAAUGUAUUGCGUUUAAAGACGAAUUUCAUUUUUAUGUUAUUUAUUAAUUUUUUUCUUUUAAAAUAACUAUUUCUUAUUUUUAAUCCUUUCAAAAAGUCAUUGCAAUUACUUUUAGUAAUGUUAAGAAUAAUCACGAAAAUAAAAGAUGUUAAAAGUUAGUUUUUUUGAAAGUAGGAUAAAUAGAAUAUCAAACUUUUGGACCUAAAUACCGUUACCUAAUGUGAAUAAUAUAUGCUGAUAGUUAUCAGAAUAUUAUUUAACGAAAAAUGAUUGCUCAUCUAAGUAAAAUAUGUCUGUUUUUGUUCUUGUCCCAUUGCCAUGCUUACGAUAUUUUCACUGGUCUUUGGAAACAAGUAGGCGAUUGUUUUGAAAAUGUUCAUCACGAAAAGUGUGACAUUUCUAUAGCUGAUGCCUUUAAGCCGAAAACUGCACAAGUAGGGCACAAUCCACCAGAAACAAAAUUUGUUCUUUUCACGCCAACAAACCCAGAUAAAGCUGAGCCAUUGCACAAAUGUGGCGGUGAAUUGCCUAAAGACACUGAUUUUGAUCCAGACAUAGAGACAGUUCUUCUUGCGCAUGGUUAUAUGGAUGGAAUGUGUAGAACAGCUUGGCAGAGAGAAAUAAAAACGCAACUUUUUAUAAGAGGUGACUACAACGUUAUUCUCGUCGACUGGACAUGGGGCAACACACCAGAUCCAGGAGGAGCUGCUCAGAACUCUCUCGUCGUUGGAGAACAAGCAGCUUUUGUUAUUCAAAGUAUCAUGAAUCGUACUGGUAUAAAGGGAAACAAGUUUCAUCUCAUCGGUCACAGCUACGGCGCUUAUUUAGUGGGCAUGGCAGCAAAAUUUAUCAAGGAUCAAAAUGAAGAAAAUAUGAUUCGAAGGUUGACUUUUCUAGAUCCAGCAGUAGCUCCUGUCUCCAAUGAAGACAUUAUUAAUGGAAAACUAUCACAUGAAAAUGCCAAAUUUGUGGACGUCAUUCACAGCAAUGGAGGAGAAUGUUUCCCCUCUAAUUUUGGAUUAAUAACCCCUCUUGGACAUGUAGACUUCUAUCCCAAUGGUGGAAAUAUUCAACCAGCGUGUUUCGAAUAUGCUAUCGCCACAGUUCCAAGAUUAGAUUUGUUUUACGGCUUAAUGUCAUUAUUCCCUACGUGCUGCUAUCAUUGGCAAGCGAUUCAGUACUUCAAAGUGUCUAUUAAUUCCCCAAGCAGCAAAUUCAUCGGCGCUAGAUGUGACAGUUAUGAAGAUUUUAAGUCAGGGGCAUGUCAACGGUGUUGCAGGGACAACUCAACAGAUUGCGCUGUUGCAGGAAUGGAUGCAGAAUAUUAUUAUCUCAUGGAUCAACCCAGAGAAAAAAGAAAAUAUUAUUUCGACACGGAAAUCAUUUGUCCUUAUAACGAAAAAUAUGACUUCAGCAUUUUUAAAGACUGUGAAGACAACGAAGACAGAGAAGACAACGAAGACUGUGAAGACAACGAAUACACUGAAGACAACGAAUACAUUGAAGACAACGAAGACAGUGGAAGACGCCGAUAACAGGGAAGACAGCGACGAGGGUCCAAUUGAAAAAAUUGGAGGAUUGUUUGGAUAAUGUAUUGUGUUACAGUUUAACAUUUUACGGAAUGUUACUUUAAGGUCGUCUCAAGUUGGCAUAAAGAAGCAAGAGACAGUAUUGCAAUUAAACUACCCAAGUAGUACCAGAGACAUUUCAUUAAAAAAA